AUGAAAAGUGGAGAGAGAAGAUCAGACUAUGACAAAAACCUAGGGCCAAGUAUGGUAAUGGAUGAGGACAGCUUGGUGAUCCCCAUCAAUAAAGAUGCCUAUGAAGUUCUUAAGAGAAGAGAGAACUGUCUAAGUAGUCUCACUGACAAAAAGUUUGGUUGUAAAUUGACCUUCAAAAGUACAAAAUUAAAGGAGACGAGUGAUCAAAAAUACUCUGGUGAAGUAUACAGGAAAAAAUUGAGCCAGGGAAUUGACAUUUGUGUUUGUAAGGAUGAUCUCACAAGACACAAGGUCGAUGCUUUGGUGAAUGCAGCCAAUGAACAUCUAGAACAUGGAGGAGGCCUUGCUUUAGCCCUUGUGAAUGCUGGAGGGCCAGAAAUACAAAGACAAAGCAAGCUUUAUAUUCAAAAGUAUGGGAAACUCACAGUUGGCAAAAUAGCAGUGACAGAUGGAGGAAAGCUUCCCUGUAGGAAAAUUAUUCAUGCAGUUGGUCCAAGGUGGAACAUGUAUGGAAAGGAAAAAUGUUGUGACCUACUUGGAGAAGCUAUUGUGAAUGUUCUAGAGUACGUUACUGCUCCAGAAAAUACUAUAAAGUCUGUGGCUAUCCCAGCAGUAAGUUCAGGUCUUUUUGGCGUCCCACUUGAUUUGUGUGCUCAAGUGAUUGUAGUGACUAUAAAGGAAUUUGUUGAGGCAAAUCCACUGCACAGUCUCAGGGAAAUCCGCCUGGUGAACAUUUGUGACAAUACAGUUGCAGAAAUGAAGAAGGCCUGUAAAAAGUUUCUGGGUGAUAGCAGUUCACUUCAGGAAACUCUUCCAGCUUCAAGCCAGCCUUCGGCUUUCAUCAUACAUGGAAGCAUUCGCUUGCGCAUCAUAAGAGGACUCCUUGGAGAGCAGAAGACGACAGCUGUUGUUAAUUCUGUGUGUGCGAAUGGCAAGCCUCGCUCUUCAGUUUCAAGAGGACUGCUGCAAAAAGCGGGUUCAGCUCUUCAGGAUGAACUUCAGUCUUCUCUUAAACAUUUUUACAAGGGACUUGUAGUAACAAAAGGGCAUAAUCUGCCCUGUGAGUUCGUGCUGCACAUUGUAUGGCCGCAAUACCGCCACAAGGUGUUGCUGUGUGAGGAAUUAAAAGCUGCAGUGAAAAGAUGCCUGGAUUACAUUGGGGAACCUCCUGAAUGGCAAUCUCCCUCAGUUUCUUUUCCAGCAAAUGUGAUUGAAUCAUUAAUGCUGCCUGUUGAUACAGUGGCAGAGAUAAUGAUUGAAGAGGUUUUAAAUUUUGCUGGGGCACACCCUGAGAAGAAGAUAGAGGUGCAGAUUGUCGUUUGCCCAGACGACUACAAAGCCUAUCAGGUUUUCCAGACAAGAUGUUCCUUGGCAGCACACAAACUGGAAAAAAAGCAAUAUUACAGCAGAAGUGAUCUUUUGAGUAUAGAGACAGGCAGUGGACGUGUAAAAGAGACUGCAGAUCAUGAACCAGCUAUUGAACUUAAAGGGAACAUACGUACAGUGUUGGAGGCAGCAGAAUCAUGGCUCCAAAGCGUGGUACAAAUUCAGAAAAGUCACUGUGCUGUUAUUGAAAACAACUACAUUUUUAACCUUGGUAAAAAAGAGUUUGCGGAACUAUCUCAAGAGCUGCCUUCUAGUGUAAGUGUAUCGGAAGUAGUGCGAGAUGGAAAAGCAAGACUGGAAUUUCAGGGCCCCUCCAAUGCUGUGAUUGAUGCAGUGCUUGCAACUGAAAAAUUACUGCUUCGUAUGCAACAGAGGACUACAGACAAACAAGAGGAGCUGCUUUACUUAAUGCGCCAACCAGAAGUAGGUCAGCUUUCAGAACACCUUCACAGGACAGAUACUACCAAUGGCAUCCAUAUUUCACUGUUGGAAUCACACCUUCAGGAGUUUAAAGACAGACAGAAGCAGUUUGAAAAAGCUGGGCUUCAUGUUCUCAAGAUUGAAAAGAUACAUAAUCCUCUUUUAUCUGCUGCAUUCCAACAACUGAAAAAAAAUACAGAAGAAAAACAAGGUUUCUCGAAAAUAACGCACAGGUUGUACCAGCACGUUCCUGCUCAGUUCUGCAGGUCGGUGUGCCAAACUGGAUUUCACAGGGUGUAUUCUCCUCCAACAGAACAAAAAUACGGAGCUGGCAUCUACUUUAAAAAGAAUCCGAAAAGCUUAAUCGAGGGUAAAGAUGUGUGGGACACAGACACUAAAAUGUACGUGUUUGAGGCUGAUGUAUUAACAGGCUUAUACACUAAAGGGAAGCCGUCUUACAUUUUGCCACCAGCAGUGGAGGGGCGCGCUGGUGAGGUGUACGACAGCUUAGUGGAUGAUGUGAGCAAUCCUGACACCUUUGUCAUUUGCAACAGCAUUGGGGCCCUUCCACAAUAUUUGCUGACUUGUUCCCCAGUGAGGGAGAGGUAUAUGGGCCCUUGA
This is a messenger RNA of Mesitornis unicolor (brown roatelo), 2427 nucleotides long. It is a transcript of the gene PARP9, whose product is annotated as poly (ADP-ribose) polymerase family, member 9. Gene Ontology annotation, molecular function: NAD+ poly-ADP-ribosyltransferase activity; ubiquitin-like protein ligase binding; transcription corepressor activity. Gene Ontology annotation, cellular component: nucleus; cytoplasm. NCBI's taxonomy places the organism in Eukaryota, Metazoa, Chordata, Aves, Mesitornithiformes, Mesitornithidae. Gene Ontology annotation, biological process: positive regulation of type II interferon-mediated signaling pathway; negative regulation of gene expression. The record is from RefSeq and is a predicted model, not a curated record. The transcript has 9 exons. Bases 1 to 2427 code for a protein of 808 amino acids.